This is a messenger RNA of Nomascus leucogenys (northern white-cheeked gibbon), 1642 nucleotides long. NCBI's taxonomy places the organism in Eukaryota, Metazoa, Chordata, Mammalia, Primates, Hylobatidae. The record is from RefSeq and is a predicted model, not a curated record.
AGUGGUAGAGCUUGGCAUAAAGUUCAAAUGCUCCUGCACCCUGCCCUGCAGUAUCUCUAACCAGGGGACUUUGAUAAGGAAGCUGAAGGGUGAUAUUACCUUUGCUCCCUCACUGCAACUGAACACAUUUCUUAGUUUUUAGGUGGCCCCCGCUGGCUAACUUGCUGUGGAGUUUUCAAGGGCAUAGAAUCAUCCUUUUCACUAUUAAAAGAAGAUGCUGUUUAAUCUGAGGAUCCUGUUGAACAAUGCAGCUUUUAGAAAUGGUCACAACUUCGUGGUUCGAAAUUUUCGGUGUGGACAACCACUACAAAAUAAAGUGCAGCUGAAGGGCCGUGACCUUCUCACUCUAAAAAACUUUACCGGAGAAGAAAUUAAAUAUAUGCUAUGGCUAUCAGCAGAUCUGAAAUUUAGGAUAAAACAGAAAGGAGAGUAUUUGCCUUUAUUGCAAGGGAAGUCCUUAGGCAUGAUUUUUGAGAAAAGAAGUACUCGAACAAGAUUGUCUACAGAAACAGGCUUUGCACUUCUGGGAGGACAUCCUUGUUUUCUUACCACACAAGAUAUUCAUUUGGGUGUGAAUGAAAGUCUCACGGACACGGCCCGUGUAUUGUCUAGCAUGACAGAUGCAGUAUUAGCUCGAGUGUAUAAACAAUCAGAUUUGGACACCCUGGCUAAAGAAGCAUCCAUCCCAAUUAUCAAUGGGCUGUCAGAUUUGUACCAUCCUAUCCAGAUCCUGGCUGAUUACCUCACGCUCCAGGAACACUAUAGCUCUCUGAAAGGUCUUACCCUCAGCUGGAUCGGGGAUGGGAACAAUAUCCUGCACUCCAUCAUGAUGAGUGCAGCGAAAUUCGGAAUGCACCUUCAGGCAGCUACUCCAAAGGGUUAUGAGCCAGAUCCUAGUGUAACCAAGUUGGCAGAGCAGUAUGCCAAAGAGAAUGGUACCAAGCUGUUGCUGACAAAUGAUCCAUUGGAAGCAGCGCAUGGAGGCAAUGUAUUAAUUACAGACACUUGGAUAAGCAUGGGACAAGAAGAGGAGAAGAAAAAGCGGCUCCAGGCUUUCCAAGGUUACCAGGUUACAAUGAAGACUGCUAAAGUUGCUGCCUCUGACUGGACAUUUUUACACUGCUUGCCCAGAAAGCCAGAAGAAGUGGACGAUGAAGUCUUUUAUUCUCCACGAUCACUAGUGUUCCCAGAGGCAGAAAACAGAAAGUGGACAAUCAUGGCUGUCAUGGUGUCCCUGCUGACAGAUUACUCACCUCAGCUCCAGAAGCCUAAAUUUUGAUGUUGUGUCACUUGUCAAGAAAGAAGCAAUGUUCUUCAGUAACAGAAUGAGUCGGUUUAUGGGGGAAAGGAGAAGAGAAUCUAAAAAAUAAACAAAUCCCUAACACAUGGUAUGGGUGAACCGUAUGAUAUUGCUUUGCCAUUGUGAAACUUUCCUGAAGCCUUUAAUUGAAGUGCUGAUGCACUGUAAUACACGCUUAACUUUGCUUAAACUCUCUAAUACACAAUUUCUGAGUUACAUUUAGGUAUAUUAAUUAUCAUAUACAUUUACUUCAACAUAAAAUACUGUGUUCAUAAUGUAUAAUGUCUAAGCCAUUAAGUGUAAUCUAUGCUUAUUACCUAAAUAAAUUAUCACCUACGCUAA